Spinacia oleracea (spinach) is the source of this 1845-nucleotide messenger RNA. RefSeq lists its product as uncharacterized. NCBI's taxonomy places the organism in Eukaryota, Viridiplantae, Streptophyta, Magnoliopsida, Caryophyllales, Amaranthaceae. The coding region runs from base 1 to 1845 and encodes 614 amino acids. The record is from RefSeq and is a predicted model, not a curated record. The transcript has 2 exons.
AUGAUUGAAACCCAAUUAGCUCAACUUGCUAAUAUCAUUAAGGAACAUCAUGUGCAUGCUAGUCUCUCACCCCAAAGUCAAGUUCCAAAGCAAAUAAAUGCCAUAGUGACAAGGAGUUGGAGAAUUUUAGAUGAUUUUCCUAGAGCUAAUAAGGUUUCUAAGUCCAAUGGGAAGGAUCAAGAGGGAGUCGUUGAGUCUAGCGACAAUGAUGUGGUAGAAGAGGAGCCUCCCAUCGAUGAUGUGGGAGAUACUCCUAUACCAAAAGAGGUAAAUCUUCUACCUCUCCCCACUCCUAAACUUCCCUACCCCCAGAGAUUCAUAAGGCACAAGUUAGAUGUGCAAUUCUCAAAAUUCCUUGAUGUUCUUCGAAAAUUCCAUAUUACUAUCCCCUUUACGGAUGCGUUGAAACAAAUGCCAACCUACUCAAGAUUUCUUAACGAAAUCUUGAGUGCGAAGCGAAAUUGUGACGUAAAGGAGACGGUGAACCUCACCGAAAAUUGUAGUGCUAUUAUUCUUAAUCAAAUGCCACCCAAACUUAAAGACCGGGGUAGUUUUUCUAUCCCUUGUGCUAUUAAGAUGCUUGAAAUAAGCAAUGCUUUGUGUGAUUUGGGUGCUAGUGUUAGUCUAAUGACUUAUUCGGUGUAUACCAAGCUUGAAGUUGGUGAUCUUGUCCCAACCAACAUUACAUUGCAACUUGCCGACCGUUCGGUCAAAUACCCUAUUGGCAAGAUUGAGGAUGUACCCUUGAGAGUUGGUGGAUUUGUGAUCCCCGUCGAUUUUGUGGUCCUAGACAUAGAUGAGGACAUGCACAUCCCCAUUAUUCUUGGUCGCCCAUUUUUGGCCACGGCGUGGGCCAUUAUUGAUGUCAAGCAAGGGAAAAUUACUUUGAAAGUUGGGAAGGAUAGUUUGUUUUUUGACUUGAACAAGGCCAUGAGUUAUCCUAGUUCUACUAAUGAGAAAUAUUUCUUGGUCGACUCUUUUGAUCCCUUAGUGUAUGACAUGCAUGAGCACUUGCUCACUACUAACGAUCCACUUGAGUGUGCUCUUUUGAAUAGAGAAAGCUUAGGUGAUUUAGGGGUUGAAGAGGCCAACUACAAGGAACUAUUGGAUUCUACCUCACCUUGCGCUCAAUCGGAGCAAUGCUUGAUUGUGCUUGAUCGAAAUGAAGCUUCGGAUAAUCAUGAAUGCCGAAUUGGUAAGGAAGCUCCUAAGGUAGAGCUAAAACCUCUACCUUCGACCUUAAGGUAUGUCUUUCUCGGUCCAAAUUCUUCUUACCCCGUUAUUAUCAACUCUUCUUGGGACGACGAGCAAGUGCUCAAGCUCACUAAUGUUUUGAAAAGUCAUCAAAGGGCUUUGGGCUACACCAUUGAUUAUUUGAAAGGUGUUACCCCAACACUUUGCAUGCAUCAUAUUGAGCUUGAGGACGAUGCCGUCCCACAUCGUGAAAGGCAAAGAAAACUUAAUCCACCUAUGGGAGAGGUGGUUAAGAAGGAAAUCAUGAAACUUUUGGCGGCCGGGAUUAUCUAUCCUAUUUCAAAUAGUCGAUGGGUAUCCCCGGUCCAUGUUGUCCCCAAGAAGGGUGGGAUGACGGUAGUGAAGAAUGCACAUGGAGAGCUCAUUUCCACCCGCACCGUAACCGGGUGGCGCAUGUGUAUCGACUAUCGCCAACUCCCUCUUUCUACAAAAAAGGACAACUUUCCUUUACCAUUUAUUGAUCAAAUGCUUGAACGGCUAACCAAACACAAGUAUUUUAGCUUUCUUGAAGGGGAAACAAGUAAAAUGGAUGGAAUAGUCAAUGGAAGUCAACGGUAUCCAAGGAAAGCUCGAAGUGGAAGGAAGGAGUAA